ACCCACCCACCUCUUCUCACUUUAAUCACACCAAUGCUGCCCAUUGCCAAUGGGUUUCAGAAAUCAAUUCCAGAAUGGAGGCAUCACUGAUAUGACUGGCCAACGCCUUUAUGGCAUCCUAUGUUUCUUCAGUAAUGAGAACAUGAUGCAGUCGUGCGUCUAUACAUUGGUGAGAGUUACAGCAGAACUCAGUGCCACCACACCACAGGUACUGGGUGAUGUAUUCGGGUUCUUUAGAGGGGGUAUAGGAGAGAAGGAACAGGAGGAUAGUAAGAAGUGCAAUCACGAUAAGGACCCUAAGGAAUCGAAAAACAACGGUGACUAUUUCUGCGGCUGGUGUGCCUCUGGGUUACGGGAUGAAGUAAAAAGCAUCCAGUGGAUAGAAAAGGGUAAUGAAAGUGAUGGAGGGAAGUACAGGGAGAGUGUCGGUGAAGCGCUGAGAGAUAUUAAAGGCGAUAAGGGUACUGGCGGUGCCAUUCCAUAUCUCAGUGCUAAUACCACCCCUAGUAACCUCUCAACACUCACUGACAGCAACCACUACGUAUCCCCCCUAACCGGUGAGCUUUAUACCGCAGUGAAUAUUAUUAAGUACUAUUUGUACUACCGGAAACACCCUGCUAUAAUUGAUGGCCCAACUUUGGGUAGCCCAAUAUGAACUGGAAUGGUCACUGUGGAAGUAUCAUAUAUGAGUUGUAUGUUUUAGCUAGUAGUGAUAAGAAAUAAUUGACGUUAUA
Molecule: messenger RNA, 734 nt
Organism: Babesia bovis T2Bo
Lineage: Eukaryota; Apicomplexa; Aconoidasida; Piroplasmida; Babesiidae
Product: variant erythrocyte surface antigen-1 alpha subunit
Exons: 1
Coding region: 50-655 (201 amino acids)
Source: RefSeq, a predicted model, not a curated record